CGACCACCGGAAACCCUUGGCGUUGGUGGUCACCUUCCCCCGCCCCCCUCCACCCUUCUCGGCGCUUCUUCCCAUUUAAUUAUUUUUCGCCCGUGGCAGCGAAUCGCGCCAUUUAUUUUCAUUUAUCUCCUUCAACUGCAUGUUUCCGCGUUAAACGCCGUACCUGGAAAGGUUGCAUGCGGCUGGGUGACGUAAUCAGCAUGCGACCAACGCUGCCUGCGUUUGGGGCUUCGGGAGUCUGUGGGUCUGCAGCUGAAGGGUUUGGUUUCAGCCCCCACCAGCCUGAUCAGCGGACACCUCGUGCGGGGAGGGGCUGGCUGGCUGGUCAAUGGACCGGCAGCUGGGCCUGGCUAAAGUGGCCAUGAACAGGUCAAGGCUGCCGGCCGCGGAGGUGUUUGUAGAGAGGCACAAGAUGGAGUCUUUAACUGCGCCAUUGGCUUUGGGGAUUUUGACCGGAGUUGGAUGUGGAUUGUGCCUGGGUUGGAUGGUACGAGGACGAUUUGCCGGAUCCCUAAAAACUCUGCCACAUGUGCGAAACGCAGGGAUGGAGACGAGCACCAUGGGGGAGGGUGGGGAGUACAAAAUGGUUUUGGUAGUCCGUAAUGACCUGAAAAUGGGGAAGGGUAAAGUAGCGGCUCAGUGUUCACACGCAGCUGUCUCUGCGUACAGGCAAGUCCAAAAACGGAAUCCAGAUCUGCUCAGGCAGUGGGAGUAUUGCGGGCAGCCCAAAGUGGUUGUCAAAGCGCCAGAUGAGGACUGCAUUAUUGACCUGCUGACACAUGCAAAGGAACUUGGGCUGACCGUGAGUUUGAUCCAGGAUGCUGGUCGUACACAGAUAGCACCAGGGUCACGCACCGUCCUCGGCAUUGGACCAGGCUUAGGAAAAUUAGUGGACAAAGUUACAGGGCAUUUGAAACUUUAUUGAAGUAUUGGUGCUACAGUCAAGUGGGCAGUUAAAAGGACAUCCAAGUCUCAAACCUGCAGUGUUCUUGACAGUCAGUGGAUCCCAACCCAUUGACUCCACGACCUUGUUUUCAAGUCAAUCCAUAGUGAACGGUGUUGUGUGAUGCUCGUAUUUCUUAUGUUAACAAGACUGGAGUAAAUGGAGGCGGCAGAGGAGGUAUUGCAGAUUGUCAUUGGCUGUAGCUCACUCUGCCAACAAAAAUGGAGCACAUGCAGAGUGCUGGUGAUACCCAAAUGUGCAGAGGUUCUGCUGGGGUUUCUAAUUGAAAACCUUCACCUGACUGGGGGUAACUCAGUGAGUGCUGACAAGUGGAAGUACACUCCUCAACUGAGCUUCUGAGCCCUAAGUAUUUUGCUAAGGAACAUUAAUAAUGUAUCGGCAUCAGCAAAGCUGUAAAUGGAGGGCUGUUUCUUGCCUCUUCCUCCCCUUUCAAACUUUUUACCAUGGGAAGGAUACCAUGAUGUAUGCAGUAUUCCUAGAAAUAUGCAAGUUCCAAAAUGGAUUGAAACCAGCUUGUAAGGUUGACAAAUGGGAUGUACUGAACAUCUAGUAUUUUCUGUUGACACUACUGACCCUCCUUAAUUAAAGAAAAAAUCUGCACAUCUUUCCUAAUCGGAACCCAGUCUGAUAAAACACCACAGACUCAGAUAGCACGCUAUCAGGCCUGUAUAUUUAAUUAAUGCAAAUUCUGGAAACUUAACUGUGUUUGGCUUUUUUUUUUGGUGGGGGGGCAACAAAAUCUACUCACGACUGCCUUCAUUCAUAUUAAAGAAUCACAGCCUCACAAACUACUUCAUUAAUGUGUCAGUUUAAUAUUUCUUUUAAUUUGCACUUAAACAUAAUGGCUUACCUCAAGUUGGUACAGUUUCUAUGUGACGAUCUGGCAUGGAGCAGCAAAAUGUUUGUGUUGUGUGAUGUAAUCCUAUCUGUUGUGAUUUCAGAAAUUAUCCACUUAUCAGACUCCAGUGUCUAUAUUCUGUCACCUGUAUUUGUGACUAUGAUAUGUUGCAAUAUGUCAUCAACAUAGCAACAGACUUAAACAACUGUAGACCAUGUCACGUAGUACCAGGCCCAGUGAUCUAACAAAUUAUGCAACGUUGUUCAAACAAUGGAUGAAAUAACUUGGGGCCUCUUUCUCCACGAUCAGUCAAAUCAUUCAACUGCUAUUCUCCUGUCUCCCAUAAGUACAAGGAGUUUAUACCUUGGGUUAUUGAAUGAUUUCAAUUCCAUUCAUUUAGUUGUCACGUCUGUCUCUCCUGUCAAGCCAAAACAUUUCAAGGUCUCCAGCCCUUCCCCACCCCUAAAGCCUGUCUUGAAUUUGCAUUUCUCAUUCUUCAUGAGAACUUCUUUCCACCAAAUUACUAGCCAAAUUCCAUUGCUGUCUCAUUCUAGUUGAUACUCUGAAAGGUUCUCCCUUCUAUGGCACGUCCACAUCUCUUUCAAAAGUGUUGCCACCGCUCCCUCCUCAGACAUCCACAGUGAGUGAAAACUACUGCUCUGUCUUGUUGUCUGAAACCCCAUGUCCAUCUUUACUGCGAUACUGUUUAAAUUCUGCAGUUGGGUUUUUGCUCCUGCCAUCACACUGAAGUUACCCUAAUCAAAGCCACGUGUAUCCUCGGUGACUGCAACCUUCCAUUGUUCACCCUUCAGGUUAGCCAUCUGAAUUUUCAUGCAAGUCGAUAUGCCUGCUGUUAGUGAGACAGCAGUUAAGGCAGAUUACUAGUGGUUUAUGCAAUCCUUACCCCUCACCCCAACCCUGAAUUGGUGCAGUCUCUGUACGAUGGUCUUGUUAGCCAGUCCCCACCACUUUACAAAUAAUCCACGUUUAAACUAUCUGAUCAGGCAAAAGCCAUUGUCCAUUUGUGUUAAUGUCUUAAAAUGUAUUGUAGAAUCUUAAGUGAACUGUUUAUCUCAGGCAAAAAUGCUACAUCUAUUCAUUUGUUGAGCAUGCAGUCAUAAAGGUCCAUCAGUUUGCUGCCCUGAAAUGGUUAAUGUGUGACAUUGCAUCAAAUGUUAAUUACUCUCCGUGUGAAACUUUUCGAUUCUCAGCUUCUGCUGUUGAUAAAGUUGGUUUCAAAACUUGUUAACUUAUUACUUCACUGGUUUCUUCUCCCUGCUGCACAAAUAAACCAGAUAAGGGAAUGCAACAUUUUCUCCUAUCAAGAGUCUGUACAAGAUUUUUUUUACAGAAUAAACACCUUCUGCUCUACCUGACAAGAGCCCCAGCUCCAACCUCAGAAGUACCUACUAUUGUGUUGCCUCAGAUUAAGAAACUGGUUAAUCAUGCCCAAG
Molecule: messenger RNA, 3256 nt
Organism: Stegostoma tigrinum
Lineage: Eukaryota; Metazoa; Chordata; Chondrichthyes; Orectolobiformes; Stegostomatidae
Gene: ptrh2
Product: peptidyl-tRNA hydrolase 2
Exons: 3
Coding region: 329-925 (198 amino acids)
Biological process (GO): negative regulation of anoikis; positive regulation of anoikis
Cellular component (GO): cytosol; mitochondrion
Molecular function (GO): peptidyl-tRNA hydrolase activity
Source: RefSeq, a predicted model, not a curated record